AUGAGUCAUUAUGAAACCACUCAAGCUUCUUCCUCCUCCUCCUCCUCAUCCCUAUCAUCGACCAACCAUCACUCCCUCACUCAAUCACUUCAAUUCAUGCUUCCUCCAAAACCUCUCAUUAUUGAUAAAUUAAAAGAUUGGAUCCGAGAGGACAUUCCUGCCUUUGAUGUGAGUGCAUCCAUUGUCGGAGAUUCUCGUCAACGUUCAACCAUCUUUUACAAGAUGAAGAAGAAUAGCAAUGGCAGUAUGGAUGGAUCAUCUCAUAAUUCUUCUGUCAUUGUUUGUGGAAUUCCAAUUUUAACCAUUCUAUUUGAAGAAUGUUUUUCCGAACUCUCUGUGAAAUGGCUUGUCCAAGAAGGUGAUAAUUUGAAUGAUGAACAUUUGGUGACACAUUUAAUGAACGAGUAUGGCAAGACUCUCAAAUAUCCAUCACAGAGUCAGUGUGAAAAAACUAAAAUUCCAAUUGCAGUCGUCGAUGGUCCUGUCUAUCAAUUAUUACAAGUCGAAAGAUUAUGCUUAAAUAUUUUGUCUCAUCUCUCUGGUGUUGCCUCCAUUUGCCGUCGAGUUCAUGAUUUACAAAUGGAAGAAACUUGUGAAAAGAAAGGAGGCGGGAAAUUUAGAGGUGAAAUUGCUGCCACAAGAAAAACAACUCCUGGACUUCGACAUUUUGAAAAGUAUGCAGUGUUAGUGGGAGGAUGUAAACCACAUCGAAUGGAUCUUUCUCAAAUGAUCAUGUUAAAAGAUAAUCAUAUUGAUGCCUGUGGAGGUUCGAUUGCGAAUUGUGUGAAACGAGCAAAAAUGUUAUGUGGAAUGAAUACACAAAAAAUUGAAGUGGAAUGUCGAUCAUUGGAAGAUGCGAGACAAGCAGCACUCGCUGGAGCUGAUAUUGUCAUGUUAGAUAAUUUCAAUGCCAUUCAAGCUGAAGAGGCAGCUCGUGUCUUGAUGAAGGAAUUUCCAAAUUUAGUCAUUGAAGUGAGUGGUGGAUUGAAUCCAGAGACUGUUCUCGAUUAUUUGAAACAUUGCGAACAUGUUCAUGUCUUGUCGAUGGGUAUUUUGACAGAGGGAGGUGGAGUGAAGGUUGAUUUCUCAAUGAAAAUUACAGAAAAAUUGGAUUAA
Naegleria fowleri is the source of this 1116-nucleotide messenger RNA. RefSeq lists its product as uncharacterized. Gene Ontology annotation, molecular function: nicotinate-nucleotide diphosphorylase (carboxylating) activity. The record is from RefSeq and is a predicted model, not a curated record. Bases 1 to 1116 code for a protein of 371 amino acids. Gene Ontology annotation, biological process: NAD+ biosynthetic process; quinolinate catabolic process. The transcript has a single exon. Lineage: Eukaryota; Heterolobosea; Eutetramitea; Acrasida; Naegleriidae. Gene Ontology annotation, cellular component: cytoplasm.